Mytilus californianus (California mussel) is the source of this 6383-nucleotide messenger RNA. Its product is annotated as putative cytochrome P450 120. Bases 188 to 1447 code for a protein of 419 amino acids. Gene Ontology annotation, biological process: sterol metabolic process. Gene Ontology annotation, molecular function: heme binding; oxidoreductase activity, acting on paired donors, with incorporation or reduction of molecular oxygen; iron ion binding. The transcript has 11 exons. NCBI's taxonomy places the organism in Eukaryota, Metazoa, Mollusca, Bivalvia, Mytilida, Mytilidae. The record is from RefSeq and is a predicted model, not a curated record.
CAGACUUAUUGAACCUUGUGUAUUUACGUUUGUGGCUGUUAAAUUAAAUGGUAAAGUAAUUGUAUAAGCUGAUCCUGUAGAUGAUUUAGCCAUAGAAUUAAAUCUCAUGUUUCCUGUUACUGAAGAUAAAGAUGACACCAUAGUAACUGACAUGAUGGGAUAGUAAAAUAUAUUAAAAAAGAUCACCAUGGCAACCAUCCCUGGAUCAGCUGGAUUGCCCUUGCUUGGUGACAGAUCAUAUGACUUCUAUAAAGACCCAGUGAGGUUUAUGGAGAAAAACAUCAGUUACUACAAGAACAGAAAUUUUAUUGGAAGGUUUCUGAAUAAAUCAACAGUGUUUGUUGGAUGCAACAAAACUUUGAAAUGUUUACUGACAGAAGAGGCAGAUAACCUGGAUCUUGGAUAUAAAAUGUUCAUGGGAGAUAUCUAUGGUGACAACAUUUUGUUUACUGAUGGUUUGGACAUGGUAUCCUUACGAGAAUCUUUACUCCUACUGUUUACCCCUGAAGCUGUUUCUACUUAUCAAUGUACAAUCAAGCAUGUGGUGACAAACUUCAUACAAAAAAUAAAUACAAAGAAUCCUGUAUGUUUGUACCAAACAUUAAAGAGGAUGUGUAUAGAAGUUUGUCUUAGUUUGUUUCUUGGUAUUGAUUUUGAUACAAUGACAGAAUUGACAGAAACUAUUGUCUCCUUGACAACCACUCAUUGGCAUGGAAUAAUAUCAGUGCCAGUGAAUCUAAAACUUCCUAUCGGUGGAGCCUCUACUUUUAGUAAAGCUUUAGAUGCAAAGGCAAAACUACUUGAGAUAAUUGAAAACAAAAAGACAAGUACUAGUCGUCAUUUUCCAAAGAAGAUACAGGAAGUACCCAAGGGAGAUAAUGGAAUAUUUGUGAACAAUCAUCUGCUGUUAUUUACCUCUGCCUUGGUACCCAAAGCACUAUCUUCAUUACUUACAUCAUUCAUGAUAGAAAUGGCCAAGCAACAGGACCUACAAGAAAACAUUCUUACAGACAGAGGUUUAAGAGAAGUGUAUAUGUUAGAAGUGCAGAGAAUGUAUCCUCCAUUUUUUGGUGGCAGGAGAGUUAUAAAUAAGGAUGUUGAGGUUAAUAAACAGAAGUUCCAGAAGGGUAAUGCCAUUGUAUUUUCUACAUAUGCUACACACAGAGAUCCUGAGGUAUUUGAUGAUCCUCACCAGUUUCAACCACAACGAUGGAUAGAAAAAAAUAUAAAUGACAAAGACAAGUUAUUUUGCUUUGGUGCAGGACCUAGAUGUUGCUUAGGACAGAAAUUAGUUUGGUGUGUAAUUGAUACUAUCAUUGAUGAAAUGUUGACCAAAUUCAAAGUAUCAUUAAUUGAUGAACAAGAUCUCACUCAUAAAUGGUUACCAGUUUCCAGACCUAAAAAUGAAGUAUUGGUACAGUUUACUGAAAAAGAUACCAGUCAGUAGCAUUGAAGUACUGGUACAGUUUACUGAUAAGGACACCAGUCAGUUACAUUGACAGAGUGAUCCAAUGAAAUAACAGCAAUAAAUUUGAAAACAAUAACUAUAAAAUACUUUGGAGGUAUAAAAUGGUACCUUAAUUAACAUGUCUUUCAUAAUCAGGGAUACAUUGUAUAUAACAUUUUUUUCAAUAUUACAUACAUGUAAGUUUGAGGUACAUUUAUGGAUAUUUAAAAACAAUGAUUUCUCAUUAUGUUGAUAACUUUAGUUUGUGGAUGAUACUAGAAUGACAGAAAAUUCAAUAUAGCAAUACUUCAUGGAAAAUUAUUGGAGGAAAAAUGAUAGCAAUAAGUUGUGAGAAUGCAAUUAGAAAAAUUAUUAUUACAAUGGACUGAUUGAUUUUAAAUUUAAAAACAAAAAAAUAUUAUGUUAAUUUAUGGCCUACAUUCUACUAUUUUCAGUUUUAAAAAAAUGUUAAUAUACCGGUAUAUAAAAUCUACUUCUAUUUGAAAUGAGCAUUUGUAAUAAGUAAUGAAAAUAUAUUAUAAUUCAUAUAAAUGUGUCUCAAACUUACUCUUUGCACAUACAUUAGACAUUUUAUAGGACUGCAAACUUUUUGCUAAAUUUUGCGGUUGUAUAAUGGUAUUACGUUGUCGUGGUCGUCGUACGAAGACAUUGGUUUCCAAACAAAAACUUCAGUAUAAGUGUAUGGAUCUCUGAAAUUGUACCACAAGGUUCCAUACCACAAAAGGAAUGUUGGGAUUGAUUUUGGGGGUAAUUUUCCUAUCUAUAGGAAUGCAGGACCAAAAACAAGCAUUUUUCUUGUUUUAAGACAAAAACUUGUUUACAAGUGUAUGGAUGUCUAUGAAAUUGUACCUCAAGGUUCCAUACCUUAAAAGGAAGAUUGGGAUUGAUUUUGGGGGUUAUGGCCAAAAACGUUUUGGAAUUAGGGGCCUAAAAACAAGGAUUUUCUGGUUUCUGAACAAUAACUAUGGGUAUCUAUGAUAUUGUACCAUAAGGUUUCAUACCAAAAAAGUAAGGUUGGAAUUGAUUUUGGGGGGUAAGGACCCUAACCAUUUAGGAAAAAGGAGCCAGAAACAAUACUUUUCUGAUACUUUGUAUAAAUUGCUUAUUUCUUGACCAAUUUCAUUGGAGUUUAAUUCAAAGUCUUGAAUUUUUGGGGUUCGUUAAUAUGCUGAAUCUAACCAUGUAUUCAUGAGUGGAUAUUGGACCAUGAUAUGUAAAUGUCCAAUUUCAAAUUUCUAAGUUCUUAGAUCACAUUCAUUCUGUUUCAGAUACCUAUGCUGUGUCAAAUAGUUAAUCACAAUCCAAAUUCAGAGUAGUAUCAAUCUUGACUGUUGCCUGAAAUGCUCAGGGUUCGACAUCUGCGCUCAUAUCAAGCUGCCCACUGCGGAGCAUUUUAUUUUUAUUGUUAUUGUUAUAUUUUUAUUAUGAAAUAUUUAUAUCUGUUGUUUUUUCAUAAUUUAUAUGCAACUUAACAAAAAAAUGUAACUUAGCAGAUUAAGAACAAAAAGCUUUUAUUGUAGCAAUUUUUAAUUUUUUUAUAUAUACAUUUUUUUAUAAACCUUUUUUAUCCCCCUGCUCCAAAAGAGAGGUGUUUACUGUUUUAUGUGCGUCUGUUCUGAUGUCUGUUCAUUUCAUGACUAUAGUGAUGUAUGAAAUUUUUAUUGCAUUUUUCUUGGAACUACAAUUAAGAGCUUACUGAAAUUUAUUAUCAGACUUCAUGUGAACAUGCAUUCCUUGGAAUAGAUUCAUCGCUUAUCAACUUCCUUUUUUCUGAUUUCUUAAAGUGGUAUCAUAAGUGAGCAGUAGCUCACAGUUUUAUUUGUUUUACAAUCAAUUUUAACUAAAUGGCAUGUAUUGCAACUGCCAAAUGAAAUGCUGUUUAAUUCAUCUUUUUUUUGUGAUCUGUGAAGAAAAAAAAUGUUCAAAUUUAUUAUUAAGGCUGAAAAGGACAAAUGAAAGUCAACCCUUUAUAUCAAAAUUGUAUUUAAAUAGCCAUGUUAGAACCACAAUCAGUUUUACCUUGCGGCAAUAUUUGUUGAACAAAACUGGAGUUGCUCAGGUAUAUACCUACUACAUAAUUCCAUAUUCUUUAAUUUGGUCACAAGAACAUUCAAAUUAAGUUAGUUGUGAAUCAGUUGCUGUUGGAAGAAUUUAUCCAACAGAAAUAGCUCAAAUACUUUUACAAUCAUCUAAAUCAAAAUAACAUGUAAAUAAAUGGUUGAUCUAGUCCUAAUAAAUCAUAAACAUUCCAUUAUAGUGGUAAUCAUACAUAUUUUUUGUGGGAUAUAUGACUUUUUUUUUAUAAUUUUUAGUUAUUUAAUUAGCUAAUCAGAAUGGAUUUACUUUUUUAUCAUAUUAUAGAAUUGUGUAGACAUGUUUAGCAGAUGCACAAUUGUAUAUUUAAUUUUUGUUUUUUAUCACUAUUAAUUCUGUCCACAUACACAUAGACGUGACCACUUUUUUACCAGGCUCUUUUAUUAACAUAUUUAACUGCUGCAGGUCAGUCCAUGGCCAUGUGUUUCUUACAUGAAUAGGCAUUUGAAAAAAUCAAAGUUCUUGUGAGCACUGAAGGAUAAGAUUGCAUUCAUUUUGCAGUGGGAACUAAAAAUUAAACAUUGCAUUGUAUAAAUAAAUUGGAGAUUUCCUCCUUUGUCCAUAAUUAUAGUUGGUUAUACAACUACAACUAAUGACAAAGAAAGAUAAUUCAAUUUUAUUUAACUUUAACAAUGACAUCAUUUGUAUUUUUAGAACCGAUGCUACUUUCAUGCACCAUACACAUUUUAUGUAAUUUUCUUGACUAGUUUGGUUAUGCACAUAUACAUCAUUUGGUGACUUGAAUAUCUGAGUAUAUAUGCCAUUGAUAAAUUUCUUAAAAUGUUUAUGGAUAGAAUAGUAUAUAAUGUUGUGCCCAAUUCACUGUUUUUUUGUGGUCUCAAAAAAGUAGUGAUAAAGUCUGGAAAAUUGAUACUAAUCAAGCCACCCAGAUGAGCAAUCAUUAUCCCCAAAACCAGUUGAAGAUGCAUUCAUUGGAACAUGACAAUAAUGAUUCUUGCCUUAGUGUAACAUGUCUGUUUAUUCAGUGCAACACAUGUCUGUUUAUUCAGUGUACCAUGUGUUUGUUUAUUCAGUGUAUCAUUCAGUGUAACACUGUAACCUAUGUUUAUUCAGUGUAACAUAUGUCUGUUUAUUCAGUGUUACAUGUCUGUUUAUCCAAUGUAUUACAUGUGUUUAUUCAGUGCAACACAUGUUUAUUCAGUGUAUCAUACAUGUAUGUCUGUUUAUUCAGUGUAACACAUGUUUAUUCAGUGUAACAUGUCUGAUUAAUCAGUGUAACACAUGUUUAUUCAGUGUAACAUGUCUGUUUAUUCAGUGUAUCAUAUGUCUGUUUAUUCAGUGUAACUCAUGUUUAUUCAGUGUAUAUUGUGUAUGUUUAUUCAGUGCAUAAUUUUCUGUUUAUUCAGUGUAACACAUGUUCAUUCAGUGUAUCAUGUCUGUUUAUUCAGUGUAACAUAUGUUUACUCAGUGUAUCAUAUGUCUGUUUAUUCAGUGUAACAUGUUUAUUCAGUGUAACAUAUGUUUAUUCAGUGUAUCAUGUGUAUGUUUAUUCAGCGUAUCAUAUGUCUGUUUAUUCAAUGUAACAUGUCUGUUUAUUCAGUGUAACACAUGUUUAUUCAGUGUAUCAUAUGUCUGUUUAUUCAGUGUAUCAUGUGUAUGUUUAUUCAGUAUAUCAUGUGUAUGUUUAUUCAAUGUAAUAAGUAUGUUUAUUCAGUGUAUCAUGUGUAUGUUUAUUCAGUGUAUCAUGUGUCUGUUUAUUCAGUGUACCAUAUGUCUGUUUAUUCAGUGUAUCAUGUGUAUGUUUAACCAGUGUACCAUAUGUCUGUUUAUUCAGUGUAUCAUGUGUAUGCUUAUUCAAUGUAACAAGUAUGUUUAUUCAGUGUAUCAUAUGUAUGUUUAUCAAGUGUAACAGGUCUGUUUGUUAAGUGUAACAUUAUAUCUUCAAAAGUUUGUUAUUCAAUUAAUACUUAUAUUUAUAACUUCUGGUAAUUUUACUUAAAUGUUAAAAUGGUUAAUUGUUCAGCUGGCAUGUAUGAGUGAAAAAAAGGAACUAAAAAUCUAUUUUUUGUCAGUUAAAAGAGAGAUUUUGUUGGUAGUCAAUGAUUUUUAUACCAUUUAUUACAGUAUAAGAUUCAGUAAAUGGCCUUAGAUGGGAAUGAUCUGCAUUUAACAAAACCCCAAAAUGAUUCAGGCAUGUCCUAACAUGAGUUCAUGCAGUUAUUAAAUUUUGCACAACAUCUUUUUGAAUUAGGUUGUUUUCACAUCUUUUUACAAAUGGAAAGGGGCAUUCUAUAGGUUUAAGGCAAAUAUGUUAUGAAAAAUUCAAAUAUAUUACUGGCCAGUUACAAUCACCUGGCAUUUUAUGCAAUAACGAAUGCAAUGUUAAUUAAGGCUCACUGCUGUCUACUUAAUGCAAAUAUUUUUGAAUUUUUAUAGGUUGACUGGCAAACACACUUUAACAUCUAGACUUUAAAAAUAUGGAAGCAUUUUAGUUUUUACUGUUUUUGCUAGUCAAAACUUAUUUAAAGGUACUUUAUUUGCUAUUAAUAAGUCAAAGUUUAUUCAAAAAUAUCCGUUUUUUAUGUUUCUUAUCUUUGAGAGCUUUUUAUUAUCAAACUGUUUUAAGAUAUGUCUUUUUCUGAUUUUAUAGGUAUUGUACAAAUGGCAAUACUACUUAUGUAUAUUGUUUCAAGGUCAAGGGUCACAUAUGACAUAUCUUAAAGAAAUCAUAUCAAUGGAAAUUGAUCUCUACUUACAGAUUUGACCUUUUUUUAUGUAAUUCAUUUCAUGCUAGGAAAAUGUUGUCAAUUUUUUUUUUUUUACACAUUUGCACAAUAAAUAUAUUUAGAUAUUUUAAAAA